Molecule: messenger RNA, 513 nt
Organism: Aureobasidium musti
Lineage: Eukaryota; Fungi; Ascomycota; Dothideomycetes; Dothideales; Saccotheciaceae
Source: the annotation of a GenBank genome assembly
AUGCGCUCCCAGGGAGAAGCUCAACGUGCGAGAGACGCCGAGGGCGCAGAAGAACGUGAAGCACAGCUCGCGGCUGAGAGGGCUAGACGUGCAGCAAAGGAAGCAGAGGUUGAGGCUAAGCGAGCGAAGGAAAGAGAGGAAAAGAGGCUGAAGGAAGAGAAGGCGAGAGAAGAGGAAAGUCAAAGACGAGAGAGGGCUGUGCGCCUCGUGAGGGAAGGACUUGAUUCCAGACGAGUCGUUGAUCUGGAAGACGUUGCCGGCCAAGCUGGUGGUAAUGUUGGCCGCGAAUGGGUCGAGGGAUUAGUCAGAGCCUCAGGGCUGCUUCUCGAGAGUCAAGGACAAUAUCACACAAUGAUCACGGCAAGCGGAUGGGUGGUCAGGGUCGAGAGAGAAGACAUGGAGACUCUGUACAGCGAGGCCGUUGCAGAUGCAGGCGAAGAUGGUGCAGUGGCAUAUACGAAGCUUGGCGAGCGAUUAGAGCGCAUUCUGGGAAAAGGCAUCGCUGCUAGUUAA